Messenger RNA from Salvelinus namaycush (lake trout), 4291 nucleotides. RefSeq names its product anoctamin-5-like. Gene Ontology annotation, biological process: chloride transmembrane transport. Gene Ontology annotation, cellular component: plasma membrane. NCBI's taxonomy places the organism in Eukaryota, Metazoa, Chordata, Actinopteri, Salmoniformes, Salmonidae. The record is from RefSeq and is a predicted model, not a curated record. Bases 207 to 2942 code for a protein of 911 amino acids. The transcript has 20 exons. Gene Ontology annotation, molecular function: protein dimerization activity; chloride channel activity.
AUGAGUGCAAUCAUAAUAUGAUAGGAUAUGUCAAGACAAUGUUGGGCUAUUCUUUCAGCCAAUGAAUGCCAGAAUCGUUGAUUCUGGUGUGAAACCCAAGCCUCAAACUCAAAUACAGUGGAUCGAGGAUCGAGUCGUGGGGUGGCAUCCUCUCUCUCCGUCCUCACUUUCCUGAGAAAGCAACUCCUUCCUUAUAGUCGGUGGAGAUGAGAAGAAUAACGGGAAAGGCAAGGGAUGAAAUUUUGAUCGAAAUGAAGAGCGCAAUGGACUCCCAGAUUGGAGAGGAAUGUAAUGUCCACAGUCUUAAUAACUUUAUAGAGGACGGAGGUACACAGCUACCUGGACACACAGAGACUGACAGACUACAGCAGAACAAAGACACCGUGUUCUUCAGGGACGGGGUUCGCAGGAUUGACUUCAUACUGUCCUACCUAGAUGACAAGGAUGGAGAGAAGAAGCAGGAGAGGAGGAGGGAGUUUGAGGCCAACCUUAAGAAGGCUGGACUGGAGCUUGAGACUGAGGACAAAUUGGACUCGGAUGAUCUGAAAACGUACUUCCUGAAGAUCCACGCCCCGUGGGAGGUGUUGGCCACCUACGCUGACGUGCUGAAGAUCAAGGUUCCCUUUAAGGAAAGCGACAUCCCCCACGGACAGGACGUUCCACUGGAGUGGCUCUCCCGACCGUUCCGCCUGCCAGAGAAGGUGAUGCGCCCACAGCCUGACUACUUCACCUCUCCAUUUGAUAAGGACAAGAUAGACUUCUUCCUCAUCAAAAACCAAGACACCUUCUUCCCCCCCUCUACACGCAACAGAAUAGUGUACUACAUCCUGUCUCGCUGUCCGUACUAUAAAGAGGACCGCAAGGAGACAGACAAGAAAGGUAUCAAGCGGUUACUGAACAACGGGACCUACACCUCAGCCUUCCCACUUCAUGAUUGUCGAUACUGGGAGAGGAACACAAAUGAGCAGUGUGAGAGCGAACGCUACCACCUCUAUAAGAAUUGGGCUAGGUUCCUCUGUUUCUACAAGGAGCAGCCCCUCAACCUCAUCAGGAAGUAUUAUGGGGAGAAGAUUGGGAUCUACUUUGCCUGGCUGGGCUUCUACACAGAGAUGUUGUUCUUUGCUGCGGUCAUGGGGGUCAUAUGUUUUAUCUAUGGUGUGCUAAGCUACGAUGACAAUUUAACAAGUAAGGAGAUCUGUGACCCCAGCAUUGGAGGGAGUAUUGUGAUGUGUCCGCUGUGUGAUAAGAAGUGUAGUUACUGGAAGCUCAACUCCACGUGUCUCUCAUCCUGGCAAUCCCAUCUGUUUGAUAACGAGGGGACCGUGUUCUUUGCCAUGUUUAUGGGGAUCUGGGUGACUCUGUUCCUGGAGUUCUGGAAGCGGCGCCAGGCCCAGUUGGAGUAUGAAUGGGACCUGGUGGAUUUCGAGGAGGAGCAGCAGCAGCUCCAGAUCCGUCCGGAGUUUGAGACGAGGUGCACUGACCAGAGACUCAACCGGAUCACCCAGGAAAUGGAGCCAUACCUACCCCUCCCCAAAAAGUGUGGUCGCUUUUGCCUCUCCGGGGUUACUGUUCUGUUUUGGAUGCUUCUGAUUGUGGCCUGUAUCACUGGGGUGAUAGUCUACAGGCUGGCUGUGUAUGCGGCCUUCGCCAGCAUCAUGAAGGACAGCCCCACUAAGAAGAUCCAUCUGGUGGGCUCUCUCAUCACCCCGCAGCUCGCUACCUCUGUCACCGCCUCCUUUAUCAACUUUGUCAUCAUUAUGAUCCUUAACUUCUUCUAUGAGCGAGUGGCCAUUUGGAUCACAGAUAUGGAAAUUCCCAAGACACAUCUGGAGUAUGAAAACAAGUUGACAAUGAAGAUGUUCCUCUUCCAGUUUGUCAACUACUAUUCUUCGUGUUUCUACGUGGCCUUCUUCAAGGGCAAGUUUGUGGGUUACCCAGGCAAAUACACGUACAUGUUUGGCAAAUACAGCAGGCUGAGGAACGAGGAGUGUGACCCAGGAGGCUGUCUGAUUGAGCUGACCACCCAGCUGGUGAUUGUCAUGACAGGGAAGCAGGUGUGUGGGAACAUCCAGGAGGCUCUACUGCCGCUGCUGAGGAACUGGUGGUGCAGCAGGAAGGCCCGGAAAGACCAGUACAGCCGCUGGGAGCAGGACCACGACCUGCAGAACUUCAGCCAGCUGGGCCUGUUCUAUGAGUACCUGGAGAUGGUAAUCCAGUUUGGCUUCAUCACUCUGUUUGUGGCCUCUUUCCCCCUGGCCCCCCUGCUGGCCCUCUGUAACAACAUCCUGGAGGUCAGAGUGGACUCCUGGAAGUUCACCACCCAGUUCCGCCGGCCUGUGGCGGCCAAGGCCCACAACAUCGGAGCAUGGCAGGAGAUCCUCAAUGUGGUAGCCAUCUUGUCCGUUGUCACCAAUGCAUUCAUCAUGGCCUUUACUUCAGACAUGAUCCCCCGCCUGGUCUACCUGUAUACCUACCACCCUGGCUCUGAAGCCACCAUGAGUGGCUACAUCAACAACAGCCUGUCAGUGUAUGACAUCUCCCAGAUCCCUCUCCUCAGUACGCCCGAGGAGGGGGCGAUUCCUGCCUGGUUCAACAGCUCCUUCAUCACCACCUGCAGGUACCGUGACUACCGCUACCCUCCAGGCCACCAGAGGCAGUACUCCCACACUAUGCAAUUCUGGCACAUCCUGGCAGCCAAACUGGCCUUCAUCAUUAUCAUGGAGCACGUGGUGUUUGUGGUGAAGUUCUUUGUGGCCUGGCUGAUCCCGGAUGUGCCAUCCGAGGUGAAGGCUCGGAUCAAACGGGAACGUUACCUCAUCCAGGAAUACCUGCACAACUACGAGGUUGAGAAGCUCAAGAUCCAGCUGAGUCAGAGUUUUAUCACUGAACCCAAACCUGAGGUCUGCACUGCCACCGACAAACAUGACGUGUUAUCUGAGUAGGCCCCCCAAUCAGUAACUCUCACCCACCUGGCUAACCUAACUGGGAGGGUGUUGCUGUGAAGUCUCCUCCACUGAUAGAAAACAGAAGUACAGUAAAGGGCUUCUGUCAGUGGGGCAAUCCUAUCAAUUGUUUCUCUUUGUUUUGUUUGUUAAUUUUCAAAUGAGCAGCUAGCAGAUUUCAACCUUUUCGCCUAUAUUAGGACUGUCAUUGGAGGCAGGGAUGGAUUAAUUUGAUCGAUGACCACAUCUCGUCACCUUUUCUCAGCGUCCAAUGCUGCUUCAUAUCUUCAGUGCAAUGAUGUUUCUUGCAAGUGAUUCAGUCACUCAGUGCCAGUGUUGAUCGUGAUAGGAUAUUAUGGAAUCCUACAAAAGUAUGUGCCAACUUGUUAAGUGUUCAGUUAAAUGCUAUUGGGAUUCAUGAUAUUGUACCAGACAAUAUACAGCUUCUUGAAAAAAUGUAAUCUAAUGCUCACCUUAUCUACAAUGUCAUAAUAUGUUACUAACAAAUGUCCAGCAAAGACUGCCAAAGAUAUCCCAUGGCUUUUAUCAGCAGCUAUCUAAUAAAUUACCUUUAAAGAAAUAUGCAUGUUUGAUAGAAUGUAACAUAUAAAAAUCUAAUUUAUUUGCCUUCAAAUGUUGGCAUGUUAUCUGCUUCAAUUUGGCUGUAGCUGGGCUACAUUAAAUGUGAUGUGUUUUCCUUGCGUUACUGUCAUGUAUUUGAGAUAUUUUCAUGGGAGUCAAUGUAAAAACUGUAAAUUAAAGGCCCAAUGCAGUCGUUUGUAAAUCAAUAUCAAAUCAUUUCUGGGUAACAAUUACCGUAAAAAUUGGCAAAAAUUGCUUUAUAGCUAAACUAUUUUUUCAAGCAAGAAUUUUGCUAGGACUGUCUGGGAGUAGUCUGAGUGGGGAGGGGGAAACUCAAAACUAGCUGUUAUUGGCAGAGAGGUUUGGAACUUUCUUUGUAUCUGGUCUAUCAACCAAUUUACUACAUGGUGAUGUCACCAUGGAAAGCUGAAACUCCCAUCCAUGCAAACCUGAUGAUUAGGAGGUCCUGUGUAUAUUGUAUGUUCAACCAGCAAAUAUCAGGAAAUAACUGAUCACAUUUUUUCACACUUUUAGAGUGUUUUUUUCAUCAGCUGUUGUACAAUUGCGAUAUAAAACACAGGAAAAACAGCAUUUUGACUGCAGUGGCCCUUUUAAAAACGGUUUCUCUCAGCUGGUUAAUGCUAGAUAGAUAGAGCUACUGUAAUGGUCCAAGAGGGUAAUACACCCCAACGUCUACUGUAUAUACACUACCGUUCAAAAGUUUGGGGUCACUUAGAAAUGUCCUUGUUUUUUAAAGAAAAUCUAAU